Spinacia oleracea (spinach) is the source of this 3299-nucleotide messenger RNA. RefSeq lists its product as uncharacterized. Gene Ontology annotation, molecular function: protein binding. The coding region runs from base 78 to 3032 and encodes 984 amino acids. NCBI's taxonomy places the organism in Eukaryota, Viridiplantae, Streptophyta, Magnoliopsida, Caryophyllales, Amaranthaceae. Gene Ontology annotation, cellular component: plasma membrane. The transcript has 6 exons. The record is from RefSeq and is a predicted model, not a curated record.
UAACGGGGAAGAAGGUGCUUUCAAUACCAUACACCUUUUAACCAAAACCAAAAAAACUCCCUCUCAACUCUUCAAACAUGGCAUCCAUGGAAAUAAUGGAUGUAGAGUUGGGGAAUGCAGCCCUAAAUGGAGAUGUGGAUUUCCUAACAGAGUGUGUUGAAUCCAAUAAACCAAUAGAAUACUACAUGACUUAUUUCCCCAAAAGCGGUGAUAAAGGUGACCGCCGCCAUGGAAACAUCUUCCACAUGGCGGCGUACAAUAACAACGCAGAUUUUAUCAGAGAAGCCAUUGAAAUCUUACCUUCAGAAAACACACAACAACUCCUUAUACAACCACGGGAACCAAUUAACGGGAACCCUCUUCAUGUAGCAGCCGAGCUCGGGAAUGUAGAGAUAAUAAACAUGUUCCUAGAUGUUUACAGAUGUUUACCAUGUUUACCAUCUGAUGUUUCUGAACGACCUUGGUUAGUGAAGAAUACAGAGGGACAUAAUCCAUUAAACACGGCUCUAUAUUACUGUCACGAGGAAUGUGCGUUGGAAAUCGUGAAAAUGGAUAUGGAGUUGCUUUGCAAUAUGCUUACAGAGAGUGGAACCAACAUAAUUUACGAAGCUGUAAACAGUAAGUUGAGCAAAUUUGCGUUGGAGAUUUUGAGGUCACCACAUCCUUUUGGUUGCGUCGGUAUCGAAGAAACCACUCCCUUCCAUUCCUUGCAUUAUUUAAAUAGAUCAGAAGAAGCAGAAGAAAUAUGUCGACAAUUGCUUCGAAGAGACCCAGAUCUAAUUAAACAACAGGAUGACAAUGAAAAUUCAGCAUUCCAUUUAUGGACAAGUGAUGGUAAAAUGUGGCCAUUCAAAUGUAUUCUAGAAAGCUGUGACAUUAUCCCAGAUAUUAAGACGGUUUUCACAGACUUGAUCUCUACAACAAACACGUAUGGUGACAACCCUCUACAUAAUCUGGCUCAAUUUGCCGCUAGUGAAAAUGAUGCUGUUAAAGUAGCAGAAUUGCUCAUAGAUACUUACAAGAAAGAAGCGUCGAAUAUUGAAGAAGAUGAACUUCCCUGGUUAGUGCAUGACGAUGAUGGAGAUACACCGAUGUCCUUGGCCAUAUCUCGUAAAUUUGAAAAGUUUGCAAUGUACAUAUUGUCAGUCGAUGACAAUGCAGUUAUUGAAUGUCAGAAGAAUCUUUUGUUCUUGGCUAUUGAGAAGGAAUGUCAUGAACUUGCAGAAAAGAUUUAUGAGAUAGUGAUUAACAAAGGAUGUACUCAACUUCUCAUUAAUGAUCAGCAUAAUAUCUUGCAUAUUGCACCAUUAUGCACAAAGGAGUUUUGUAAGCGACUAAUUGAAGAGCAUCCUGGAUUACUAAAAGGAGUUGACAAGGCAGGAUUGACAGUACUACACACAUGGAUUAGCAACGCGGAAUUAUGGUUAUUUGAAUUUAUGUUAAAGAGCAAGUGGAGAAUUUCUUUCAUCAAACUCAUUGAUGUAAUGGAUUACGGUGAUAGAAACAACCCUUUACACAUUGUUGCUAGUCUUGCAAAUACCCCCAAUAACGCGACAGACCAAGUUAUGGAGCUUCUUGUAGAAGCUUAUAAAGAAGAAAAUAUAAAUUGGUCUGUGAAUAACAUGCAGUUGUUACCAUGGUCUGCAACAAAUAAAAAGAAUGAAGGACCUCUGCAUUUGGCCAUACGCAGUCAACGUGAAAACCUUGCAUUAUACUUAUUGGCACUGCAUGAGGAUGAUAAUGUUGAUGAUCUGCUAGAUUAUUACGAACCAGAACACACUAUUUUGUUCCUUGCUAUACAGAACAAGUGCCCUCAAGUAGCCAAAAAAAUAUUGGCAAGAUUGGAUAAGAAUAGCCGGACAAAAUAUCUUACGGAUUCCUCAAAUGGCCGAAAUAUACUACAUCUUGCUCCAACUUUGGAAGAUAUAGAAUUUGGUACAUGGCUAGUUAAUGAGGCCCCAGAGUUCAUCACCGAGAAAGACCAUGAAGGUCUAUCAGGUUGGGAUAAAGCGUAUGAAAUUGGUCCUGCAUGGUUUAUAAAAGCAGUAUUGAAAAAGGACCCAUCUGUGUUCACGAGUGCACCUUUGGCUUGGAUAAAAGCAUGUGAAAACGGUCAUGUUUUAGCUCUACGUGCGUUCAUCGACCAUAAUCCUGGAGCGUUUAGAGAUCUUUGUAUUGAACUUAAGGAUUCUCCUUUGCAUCACAUACAACUUUCAAGUUUAACAGAGUACGAAGAAUUUAUGAAGAUUCCACGCAUGAAGGAUCUUAUCAAUCUUCAAAAUUCACAAGGGGCAACACCUUUACACAUAGCAAUACAACGUCGGAAGAAACCAUUGACGGAAACAUUACUCAGCAUGGAGAAGAUAGUUUAUAACAUCAUGGAUAAGGACCAGAAAACUGCGAUAGAUUUGUUGGCACCAGUAUGCGUAGACGACAGUACAUGGGAAGAGAUGUGCCAAAGAAUUGGAUUUGAUCCGUGGAUAAAAACAUCAUACUUCCAACGCAAGACAAAUUUGUUAGACGUGCGAAAUUCACUUUUUGUGGUGGCGGCUUUGUUAGCCACCAUUACUUUCACUGCUGGAUUUACUCUCCCUGGUGGAUUAAAUCAAGAAACGGGAGAAGCACUUCUUGCCACGGAGGUUGCUUUUUUGGUGUUUUUGAUAUCCAAUACAUUGGCGAUGUGUACUUCUAUGUUGGUAUUGAUUUGCCUCGUAUGGUCCAUGGUACAAGAUUCUAGUAAGUCAUUGUUAUUGAUUGAUCGAAGUAUGGUGUUACUCAUGAUAGCCUUUUACUCCACGUUAUUGGCUUUUAUGACCGGAGUGUUUAUUGUUAUAUACCCGAAAGUCUUAUGGGCAGCCAUUCUGGUUAUCGUGAUGUGCUCUCUCAUUACACUUUCUGCAAAAAAGACUCUUUUGUAUAAAGUCUUGUUUAUCUCUUCAGUGAAAAAGAGGCAAAAUCGGAAAGACCCAAUGCAUCUACUCGAACUGGGGAAAGUUUUACCAUGUUGCGGAGGCAACCAUAAAGUUGAGUGAGGCCUAUGUCAAAAAAAAAAAAAUAAACAAAAAAAUACAAAAAGUCGAGUGAGACGACUUACAAAGGCAUGUCGUUAAGGGGAAACUCCUUCAAAGUCACUAGUACGUUAUAUAGUUUACACGUCACCACAUUAACUCAAUUUCUGUUCAAUAUUACAUUAUUACUCAUUGAUAUUUCAUUUAAGGGGCAAUUCCUGUACGAAAAACCAUUGUGUUUGUGUCACACUUUUGUUCAAAAUGGUUUUAUUUCCUUAAUUUCUUUUUAAA